Messenger RNA from Lotus japonicus, 507 nucleotides. RefSeq lists its product as uncharacterized. Bases 1 to 507 code for a protein of 168 amino acids. Lineage: Eukaryota; Viridiplantae; Streptophyta; Magnoliopsida; Fabales; Fabaceae. The transcript is spliced from 2 exons. The record is from RefSeq and is a predicted model, not a curated record.
AUGACGGCUACCGGCUCCAAAAUCUACUUACCGGAGUUGCCAUCCUUUUUAUGGCCAUAUAUACAUGAAGUGAUAGAUGUUGUCGGGGAUGGUAAAUGUGGAUACAGAGUCGUCGCUGCAUUGCUGGGCCUUCAGAACGGUCAGGACGGUUGGCCUCGGGUUAGGGAAGAGCUGAUUGUAGAACUCACACUCUAUGAGAAACACUAUACAUGCAUGUGGGGUUAUGUUGUGGUACAAGCCAUGCACAAUCGUCUCACUCUCCCUCCUGAUGGUAGAGCCACUAAAGCCAAAUGGAUGCAUCUACCGGAGAUGGGGUACCUUAUUGCUAACCGGUUUCGGGUGGUUUUCAUCUCCAUCUCAUUAAAAUCUAGUUACACUUACCUUCCGAUGAGAGGAGGCGCCCCACCGUUAGAACAUCCUGUCAUAGGUAUUGGUCAUGUGACCAAUCACUUUGUACAGCUGAAGUUGGUGUUUGGACACCCUAUGCCGCCAAUUGCUCCCCAAUGA